Messenger RNA from Quercus lobata, 585 nucleotides. RefSeq lists its product as uncharacterized. The coding region runs from base 163 to 345 and encodes 60 amino acids. NCBI's taxonomy places the organism in Eukaryota, Viridiplantae, Streptophyta, Magnoliopsida, Fagales, Fagaceae. The transcript has 2 exons. The record is from RefSeq and is a predicted model, not a curated record.
AGACCAAUGAUAUAUUGACACACAUCGAGGUCGUUUCUGAUAUUAAAACCCAGCUUCUUCCAAAAUCUUCUUCUUAUCUAAAACCCUCUCUCUCUCUCUCUCUCUCUCUCUCUCUCUCUUUCUUUUACAGUCUUUAAUGUGCAAAGUUGAAGUAGAAAAAGCAUGGUGAACCCACAGACAGACAAGCUUGUGAGAAGGACAACCAUGGUGGCCACUCUGACUGCUUCCUAUUUUCUUUUGACUGCUGACUAUGGCUCCGAACCCAAUGUUCUCGACCCUAUUAAGAAGGUGAUAGUGUCAGCAGAAAACACUGUGAAAGAGUUUAUAUUUGGAACAAAGAAGUAACUUCAAGAGAACCAAAUGGUGAAGCUGGGAUCCAACAGUGCAAUGGAAAAUUCUUAAUUGAUGGGCAGUUCACUUUGUAUAGGAAUAUCAUGGACUUGAGUAAGGAUUUUACAACCUGUGUUGAAUUUUUGAAAGUUGUAAUGUGGGACCUAGUUGUUUUAACACAUGUUUUAUUGUUUUGGAAAUUUCAUAUUGUUGGGCCUCUUGCUGCAAUCAAAUACUUUGCAUGAUGGAUGGUUA